AUGGAGACCAUUCUGCGGGAGUUUUUCAACAUUACGCCAGAUCCCCCUGUAAACACCUCCCAUCGCCUCUGGGGGGUGCCCUACCUGAAGAGGCUGGCCCAUCUAGAUGACGUCCUGUACCAGGACUUCCACGUCCUCUGGGUGUCCCUCACGGUGGUGAACAGCCUCAUGUUCGCCGUUGGUCUCGUGCUCAACAGCCUGGCCCUCUACGUCUUCUGCAUGGGCACCAAGUCUCGCACGGCCCCCGUCAUCUACACCAUCAACCUGGCCGUGGCUGACCUGCUGGUGGCGCUGUCGCUCCCCGCCCGCAUCGCCCUCUACUACAGCGGCGGCGCGUGCGAGGCGUGCUCCUACGUGCACACGUUCAGCUACUUCGUCAACAUGUACUGCAGCGUCCUCUUCCUCACCAGCAUCUGCGUGGACCGCUACAUGGCCGUGGUGUGGGCGGCAGGGACGGCGGCGCGCUGCCGGAGCCCCGCCGCCGCCCGGGCCGUGAGCGCCGCCGUGUGGCUGUUCGCCGUCGUCGUCACCUACUCGUUCCAGACCACAGCGCUGGAGUUCGGCGGCUCGGCGUGCUGCCGCCUACCGGCGCUCUUCGCCCUUACCGUGCUGGAGUUCCUGCUGCCCCUGCUGGUGAUCGUGGGCUUCACGGCUCGCGUGGCCUGCGCGCUGGCCGCCGGCGCCCUCAUGCCGCAGAGCCGCGGCCGACGGGCGCGUGCCGUGCGCCUCCUGCUGGCCGUGCUGGCCGUCUUCACCGUCUGCUUCACGCCGUUCCACGUGCGCGAGGCCGUGCUGUACUUCCACCUAGGUGGCAGUACAGAGCAGCAUGUGGUGGCCUACCAUGCCACGGUAACCCUCAGCAGCCUCAACAGCUGCCUGGACCCCGUCGUCUACUGCUUCGUGCCAGACAACUUCCGCUCGGCCCUGCGCCGGGCCUUCCGCGGUAGGGCAGCGCGACAGGGCGGGGCGGGGGGUGCGGUGGUGUUCGUGCCCAGCGCCCGCCGGAGCUCCACGGAGUCCGGAUCGGCUGUGGCCUUCGCCUGCGGCGUGGCCGCUCUCGCCCUCAGCCCCUGUGCCCUGCCUCCUCAAGAACUGCCAGCAUGGAAAAGAGAGGCAGCGAGAGGAAGAGGAGGAGGAGGAGGAGGAGGAGGAGAAAAGGCAGGUCCAGAAUCUCCAGAUGUGCACUGA
This is a messenger RNA of Electrophorus electricus (electric eel), 1188 nucleotides long. RefSeq names its product G-protein coupled receptor 20. The record is from RefSeq and is a predicted model, not a curated record. Gene Ontology annotation, molecular function: G protein-coupled receptor activity. Gene Ontology annotation, cellular component: plasma membrane. Gene Ontology annotation, biological process: phospholipase C-activating G protein-coupled receptor signaling pathway; positive regulation of Rho protein signal transduction. Lineage: Eukaryota; Metazoa; Chordata; Actinopteri; Gymnotiformes; Gymnotidae.